Molecule: messenger RNA, 966 nt
Organism: Rattus rattus (black rat)
Lineage: Eukaryota; Metazoa; Chordata; Mammalia; Rodentia; Muridae
Product: olfactory receptor 5K1
Exons: 1
Coding region: 1-966 (321 amino acids)
Biological process (GO): G protein-coupled receptor signaling pathway; sensory perception of smell
Cellular component (GO): membrane
Molecular function (GO): G protein-coupled receptor activity; odorant binding; olfactory receptor activity
Source: RefSeq, a predicted model, not a curated record
AUGCUUAAAGAAAAUCACACCAUGAAGUGUAAGUUUACCCUCACAGGAUUUACAGACCAUCCUGAAAUGAAGGCCCUUCUGUUUGCGGUAUUCUUUAUCAUCUAUCUGAUUACCAUGGUAGGGAAUAUGGGCCUGGUGAUUCUGAUUUCCAAAGAACGUUCUCUUCACACCCCAAUGUACAUCUUUCUGGGCAACCUGGCUCUCAUAGAUUCUUGUUGUGCUUGUGCUAUUACCCCUAAGAUGUUGGAGAACUUUUUCUCUGAGACUGGAAUAAUUUCUCUUUAUGAAUGCAUGGCACAGUUUUAUUUUCUGUGCACUGUUGAAACUGCAGACUGCUUUCUUCUGGCGGCCAUGGCCUAUGACCGCUAUGUGGCCAUAUGCAACCCCCUGCAGUACCAUACCAUGAUGUCCAAGAAACUCUGCCUUCAGAUGACCGUGGGAGCCUUCAUAGCUGGUAACCUGCAUUCCAUGAUUCAUGUGGGGCUAUUAUUUAGACUAGCAUUCUGUGGGUCUAAUCAAAUCAACCACUUUUAUUGUGAUAUUCUUCCUUUGUACAGACUCUCCUGUGUUGACCCCUAUAUCAAUGAGCUUGUGCUGUUUGUCUUUUCAGGCUCUAUCCAAGUCUUCACAAUAGGCUGUGUGCUCGUAUCUUACCUUUACAUUGUUUUAACAAUUUUCCAGAUGAAAUCCAAAGAGGGAAGGGUGAAAGCCUUCUCCACCUGUGCGUCCCACUUUCUGUCUGUUUCACUAUUCUACGGGUCUCUUUUCUUCAUGUACAUUAGACCAAAUUUGCUAGAAGAAGGGGAUAAGGAUAUACCAGCUGCUAUUUUGUUUACAAUAGUGGUUCCCUUACUAAACCCAUUUAUUUAUAGCCUGAGAAAUAAAGAAGUAAAGAAUGUCUUGCAGAAAAUUCUACAGAAAAAAAUAAUCUCAAGGAAUUUUAGACAAGCAUCUGCUAUAGUGUAA